UAGAAUACGAACUAUUUUUAAUUUCAAAAGUAACGUUUCAAAAGAUAUAACAAAAAGUGCAAAUUUCGUAAGAAACAAGCAUAAAGAAAAUGCGACUUUCACUUGUUUUUCUUUUUCUUGUUACUUUUGCGAUAACAAAAGGAGAUUAUUUUCGACUGUUAGAAAAGCUAGAAUCAAAGUUGGAUGAUAACUCUGAAAAACUGCAAGAAAUACUCAGCCGACUUCCAAAUGGUAAAUCGGGUGUUGAAGUUUUGCAAGAGGUGGCAAAAGGAAAAGCAUCUAGACAGAGUUUGCAGGAUCUUCAUUUUCGAUCUGGAUAUGCUUACGACGGAAAUUUGAAUACGUUUUCUAUCACACAUACGAAUGAUGACCUGUCGCCAUACUGGGAGGUGGAUCUUGGUCAUGAUUUUAAAAUAAGACAGGUUGAAAUAUUUGUUAGGAAAGAUUGUUGCGGUCACCGUAUCCGUCAGUUAAAUAUAACUGCUGGGUCCUCACAUAAUCAGAUGACGAAGUGUAAUUUUUACAAAGGACCAGCUAGGACAGGAGACCACCUGGUUUUUGAAUGCAAUCCGAUAAUAAAUGGCCGUUACGUCAGGAUUCAAAAGAUGAAUCAUGCAUCAAACUUAGCUUUACUUGAGGUUAAGGUGAAUGCUGUAGUAGACAGGACGGUUGGAUAAUUAGACUUGUUUUGGUUUUUUUUAUUAUAAAACGCAUUUUCGCAACUUGAAGUAUAUGUGUGUCAUGUUAUUUUAUUUCAGAA
Messenger RNA from Mytilus trossulus (common blue mussel), 760 nucleotides. RefSeq names its product fucolectin-6-like. NCBI's taxonomy places the organism in Eukaryota, Metazoa, Mollusca, Bivalvia, Mytilida, Mytilidae. The transcript has 3 exons. The coding region runs from base 90 to 677 and encodes 195 amino acids. The record is from RefSeq and is a predicted model, not a curated record.